Molecule: messenger RNA, 11897 nt
Organism: Ceutorhynchus assimilis (cabbage seed weevil)
Lineage: Eukaryota; Metazoa; Arthropoda; Insecta; Coleoptera; Curculionidae
Source: the annotation of a GenBank genome assembly
CUUGACCGCACCAACGACCCGUGUGGUACCAAUCGUUGUACGGCGCGCUUAUAGUACCAUCUGUAUACCGUUAGUUAACAAGUCAGUGAAAAGUUUAAAUUUUGGAAAAUCCUGUUUAUACGAGAAAGGCUGGAAGGAAACUUAUGUGUUGGCUUUGACUGUUUUUUUCUAUUGUUUAGCUGUUAGCUGAGAAAAAUUGGGCCUAAUGUUGAUAAGGAUAGAGGCGGCCAUAUUGGUCGCCAUCAUGGCCAUAUAUAGGAUAGAUAGUACUAGUUCAACUAAUUUAUUCACAUGUCCGAACGGAUGGGAACUCCGAGGACUGUAUUGUUAUAAAUUCUUCAAUAUUAGGCAUUCGUGGGAAAAGGCUGCGGAAUUAUGUCGGAGAUAUGGUAGUGAUCUCAUGGCAGUCGAAUCUUACGCAGAAAAUAACUUAACAGCCAAUAUAGCAAACUAUUCAGGAUCUGUAGAAAGAAGAGGAUUAGAUCAUUAUUGGUUGGGUCUAGCCUCAUUAGACGAUCUCAGAACAAACACGUUAGAAUCGGCUGCUGGCACACUCGUAUCACAAUAUUCAGGAUUUUGGUCCUUGAAACAACCAGAUCCGUCUGCUGGUGAAUGCGUUGACGUUGUAAUAACCGAAGACAGCCAAAGUUGGGAACUGACAACGUGCGAAAGCUUGCUUCCGUUUAUGUGCCGAGCUAAGGCUUGUCCAAGUGGUUCUUUUCAUUGUUCGAAUGGCAACUGUAUCAACGAAAAGUUCAAAUGUGAUAAACAAGACGAUUGCGGUGAUAAUAGUGACGAAAUUGAUUGUGCGCAAAAUUGCAAUUUCUACUUAGCAAGCAGUGGAGAUGUUGUCGAAAGUCCUUACUAUCCACAUAAAUAUGCCCCACUGACCAACUGCAAAUGGACUUUGGAAGGACCUCAAGGACACAACAUUCUUUUGCAAUUCCAAGAGUUUGAGACUGAAAAAACUUUUGAUACGGUACAAAUUUUAGUUGGAGGCAGGACAGAAGAUACCUCAGUAAACUUAGCAACCCUAUCUGGAAAACAAGAUUUAACCAACAGAUCUUUUGUAUCGGCCUCUAAUUUUAUGAUUGUCAAAUUCAGUACCGACGCUUCUGUGGAAAAGAAAGGUUUUAGAGCCUCCUGGAAGACUGAACCUCAAAUUUGUGGAGGAACUCUACGAGCUACGCCACAAGGUCAAAUCCUCAAAUCUCCUGGCUACCCUGAACAAUACCCAGGAGGAUUAGAAUGCCUUUACAUAAUCCACGCUCAAAAUGGUCGCAUUAUUACUUUGGAAAUUGACGAUUUAGAUCUUGAUGAAAGCAGAGAUUACAUUUUUGUAAGAGAUGGAGAUUCGCCAAAAAGCACACCCAUUGCCAGAUUAACUGGCAGCUUGGAAAACAACCAAAGAAUAGUGAUGUCAACCCACAGUCAGCUUUACGUUUACUUCAAGACCAGCUUGGGAGAUUCUAAAAGAGGCUUCAGGAUAAGGUAUACUCAAGGUUGUAAAGCAACAAUAAUUGCAAGAAAUGGCACGAUAACCUCUCCAGCUUUUGGAUUGGAAAAUUAUCCAAGCAACCAAGAAUGCCUAUAUAAAAUCAGAAACCCUGUUGGAGGGCCUUUAUCAUUAAAUUUCAACGAUUUUGAUGUGGACAAGUCAGAUUUUGUGCAAAUAUUUGACGGUUCAACCACUAGUGGGCUUAGGUUGCAUCCUGGAAAUGGUUUCACUGAAUCUGCAAGACCAAAAAUUACUCUUACAGCUUCCAGUGGCGAAAUGCUGGUUAGAUUUAGCAGUGACGCUUUACACAGUAAAGCUGGAUGGGAAGCAACAUUUUCCGCAGAUUGUCCACAACUUCAGCCAGGAGUUGGAGCUAUGGCUUCAAGCAGAGACACCGCUUUCGGAACUAUUAUUACCUUCAGUUGUCCGGCAGGUCAAGAAUUCGCUACAGGAAGGAGUCGAUUGACCACGCAAUGUUUACCUGGAGGAAACUGGUCUAUCAGUUACAUUCCGAAAUGUCAAGAAGUAUAUUGCGGACCAGUGCCUCAAAUCGAUAACGGAUUUUCAAUUGGGUCCACAAAUGUUACGUACAAAGGUCAAGCUAUGUACCAGUGCUACGCUGGAUUUGCUUUUCCUUCAAGUCAACCUAUCGAAAGAAUUUCUUGCCUUGCUGAUGGAAAAUGGGAGAAAAAACCAACUUGUCUAGCGUCUCAAUGCGCAGCUCUACCAGAAGUACCACACGCCAACAUGACCAUUCUAAACGGCCUUGGUCGUUCUUAUGGUACCAUCAUCCGCUACGAAUGUGAACCUGGUUAUAUUAGAAGCGGACCACCAGUUAUACUGUGCAUGAGUAAUGGUACUUGGAGUGGAGACGUUCCAGUAUGUUCUAGAGCUAGAUGUCCAGUUCUACCAGAAAUUACCAAUGGUAUCAUUACUGAUCCAUCUCGAGCCUAUUACUAUACAGAUGAAGCACGUGUACAAUGCUUUAAAGGAUUUAGGUUAAUUGGAAAUAGCAUUUUGAAAUGUGGAGACAAUCAGGAAUUUAAUAAUCCACCUAAAUGUGAGGACAUCAAUGAAUGUAUUAGCAGUCAAUGCGAUGUUGCAUCCACUGAAUGCCUUAAUAGCCCUGGAUCGUUCCAGUGCAAAUGCAGAAAAGGAUUUGCGCCAACAAAUGAAUGUAGGCCAGUAGCAGAUUUGGGACUUAUUAACGGUGGAAUUCCCGAUGAAUCAAUAAGUGUAUCAGGCAGUGAGGCUGGAUAUGACAAAACGAUGGUACGACUUAAUAAUGCAGCAGGUUGGUGCGGUAACGCGAUCGAUGGUGGUUCCAAUUGGAUCCUUUUAGACCUACGAGCUCCAACCAUUAUUCGUGGUUUCAGAACUAUGGCAGUUACCAGACUUAACGGAGAUAUCGCUUUCACUUCUGCCGUAAGAAUUCAAUACACCGAUGAUCUUACAGAUGUCUUCAAAGACUACAGGAACCCUGAUGGACUUGCCGUCGAAUUUACUAUCGAAAAACCCACAUUGAGCAUCCUUAAUUUGCCUGUACCAAUUGAAGCGCAAUAUGUUAAAUUUAAAAUUCAAGAUUAUGUGGGCGCUCCUUGUCUUAAAUUGGAAGUGAUGGGUUGUACAAGAUUAGAGUGUCAAGAUGUUAAUGAGUGUGCUCAAAAUAAUGGAGGCUGUCAGCAGAAAUGUGUUAACAGCGCUGGGGAUUUCUCUUGCUCUUGUAACAUAGGUUUUGAGCUUUAUCAACAAAAUGGUACUGCCUCUUAUUACAUAGAAUCAUCAGAGAAUGGAGUUAGAGAUGGUGAUAUUUAUCAAGUAAACAAAUCUUGUGUUCCUGUAAUGUGCCCUUCCCUUAAUGCUCCUGAAAACGGAGUAAUAUUAUCAACAAAAGAAAAAUAUCAUUUUGGAGAUUUGGUAAGAUUCCAAUGCGAUUUUGGUUAUGUAAUGUCAGGAAGCAGCUCUCUACUGUGUACUUCAACUGGUAUUUGGAAUGGUACUGUUCCAGAAUGUAAAUAUGCUCAAUGUGUUUCUCUUCCUGAUGACAAAAACGAAGGUCUAAAAGUCAAAAGAAGCGAUGAAGACAGUGUCCUGGUACCAUUCCGGGAAAAUGUAACUUUAAAUUGUGGCAGCACUGGCAGACAACUCAGAAGAACUUCUAGCUCGGGCUUCAGACAGUGCGUUUACGAUCCAAAACCUGGUUUCCCUGAUUAUUGGCUUAGCGGUGCCAUGCCUUCCUGUCCCAGAGUAGAUUGUGGAUUACCACCACCAACUCCUGGUGCAGAAUACGGUCAAUACUUGGACACUAAAUAUCAAUCAUCAUUUUUCUUUGGUUGUCAGAAUACUUUUAAGCUCGCUGGACAAAGUAGUAAGCAUGACAACGUUGUUAGGUGUCAAGCAAAUGGUGUCUGGGACUUUGGUGAUCUUCGGUGUGAAGGUCCAGUUUGCGAAGACCCUGGACGGCCAUCAGAUGGUUUCCAAGUAUCCAGAAGCUACGAGCAAGGCUCUGAAGUAGGCUUCGGUUGUAAUAGAGCAGGUUAUAUUCUCAUUAACCCACGACCAAUCACUUGCGUACGUGAUCCAGAAUGUAAAGUUGUUAAGCCUCUAGGCUUAGCUUCAGGAAGAAUUCCAGACUCUGCCAUAAAUGCUACUAGUGAACGACCAAACUACGAAGCUAAGAAUAUUAGGUUGAAUUCUGUAACUGGAUGGUGUGGAAAACAAGAAGCUUUUACUUAUGUUAGUGUUGAUUUGGGAAAAGUGUUUAGAGUCAAAGCUAUUUUGGUUAAAGGAGUUGUUACUAAUGAUAUUGUUGGGAGGCCGACGGAAAUUAGAUUCUUCUACAAACAGUCUGACAACGAAAACUAUGUAGUCUACUUCCCCAACUUUAAUUUAACCAUGCGAGAUCCGGGUAAUUAUGGUGAACUAGCCAUGAUCUCAUUGCCAAAAUACGUCCAAGCUAGAUUCGUUAUUUUGGGCAUUGUAAGCUACAUGGACAAUGCUUGCUUGAAAUUUGAACUUAUGGGCUGUGAUGAGCCAGAAAAAGAACCAUUGUUGGGUUACGAUUAUGGCUACUCGCCUUGUGUCGAUAAUGAAACGCCAGUUUUCCAGAAUUGUCCUCAACAACCAAUAGUGGUUCAAAAAGAUUCCAAUGGUGGUAUUCUACCAGUCAAUUUCACCGAACCAACUGCUGUAGAUAAUUCGGGCAGCAUCGCGAGACUUGAAGUAAAACCAGCUAGCUUCAAAACCCCGAUGUAUGUCUUUGAAGAUAUGGUUGUAAAAUAUGUAGCCUUCGAUUAUGAUGGCAAUGUGGCUAUUUGCGAAAUUAACAUCACAGUGCCAGAUAAUACCCCACCACAACUAAGCUGUCCACCAAGUUAUGUUAUAGAAUUGGUUGAUCGUCAAGAUAGUUACGCAGUUAACUUUAAUGAAACCAGAGUUAGAAUUAAUGCCACAGAUGCCUCAGGAGAAGUCCACUUAACAUUUAUACCAGAUAAAGCCACCAUAGCUAUCGGAGGUUUUGAAAACGUCACUGUUGUAGCUGCAGAUAAAUAUGGAAACAAAGCCUCUUGUCAUUAUCAAGUAUCUGUCCAAGCAACUCGUUGUGUGGACUGGGAGCUUAAACCGCCUGUUAAUGGAGCUAUUAAUUGCUUACCAGGAGAUAGAGGUUUGCAAUGUAUAGCUACAUGUAAUCCUGGUUUCAGGUUUACUGAUGGAGAACCUGUGAAGACUUUUUCAUGCAGUAAAAAUAAUCCUUGGACUCCUACUAGUGUGGUACCUGAUUGUGUAUCGGAAAAUACUCAGCAAGCAGAUUACCAUUUCACUGCAAUGAUGAACUAUAGAGCCAAUGGAGCUGUUGCUACUUCUUGUUUGAAACAAUAUACCGACCUUUUGUCCCAAUAUUACAACAAUUUAAACAAUGUUUUAUCUGAACGAUGUUCUGCAGUUAAUGUCAAGAUGAACGUUUCCAUUAUCAAUGCCGUUGCGAGUUUGGUUGAAGAAAAUGUAGUCAAAGUCGAUUACGUUAUCGAUAUUGUACCACUACUCCGUCAACCUCAGCUUUACGACCUUUGCGGUAGCACGUUGAACCUCAUGUUCGAUCUCUCGGUACCAACAGCUAAUGCAGUUAUUGAAACCCUGCUCAAUGUAUCAGCAAUUGGAAAUCAAUGUCCACCUUUGAGAGCCUUGAAAUCGGAGAGCAAUAGAGGCUUCACUUGCAAUAUUGGAGAAGUUUUGAACAUGGAUACUAAUGAUGUACCUAGAUGCUUACAUUGUCCUGCUGGUACAUUUGCUGGCUUAAAACAAAAACAAUGUACGUACUGCGCAAGAGGUUUCUAUCAGAACAGAGACAGACAAGGUUCCUGCCUGAGAUGCCCUCAAGGUACCUACACAAAAGAACAAGGUUCCAAGAGCGUCCACGAUUGCGUCCCAGUUUGCGGUUACGGUACCUACUCGCCAACAGGCAUGGUACCAUGUCUCGAGUGUCCGAGAAACAGCUUCUCCAGCGAACCGCCAACUGGAGGUUUCAAAGAUUGCCAAGCUUGUCCUGCCAACACUUACACCUAUCAGCCUUCGGCAGCUAGGAAAGAUUUGUGCAAACCCAAGUGCAGCCCUGGACAAUAUUCUCCAACAGGCUUAGCACCUUGUUCGUUGUGUCCCAAAGAUUUCUACCAAUCGGUUCCUGGACAAACAAGCUGCAACGAAUGUCCGAGCAAUAUGAAAACUGAAGGACCUGGAGCGAUGGGUAGGGAUGAAUGCCAUCAGAUACAAUGCACUGAAAACGCUUGUCAGCAUGGAGGUUUGUGUAUCCCGAUGGGACAUGGUAUUCAGUGCUUCUGUCCGGCAGGAUUUUCAGGAAGACGUUGUGAAAUUGAUAUUGAUGAAUGUGCUUCUCAACCAUGUUAUAAUGGUGCUACUUGUAUAGAUUUACCCCAAGGAUACAGAUGCCAAUGCCCGCCAGGUUAUUCAGGAAUAAAUUGCCAAGAAGAAAGAUCAGAUUGCUCUAACAAUACUUGUCCUGCUAGAGCUAUGUGCAAAGAUGAGCCAGGCUACAAAAACCACACUUGCCUAUGUAGAUCUGGAUAUACAGGAGUUGAUUGUGAUGUCACUAUUGAUCCGUGCAUAGCCAACGGUAAUCCAUGUAACAAUGGUGCAACUUGCAUUGCCCUAGAACAAGGCAGAUUUAUGUGCGAAUGUUUGCCAGGAUGGGAAGGCCAGACUUGUGAAAUGAACGUGGACGAUUGCGCCGAAAAACCUUGCUUAUUGAACGCUAACUGUACCGAUCUUGUUGAUGAUUUCAGUUGCUCAUGUCCGUCAGGAUUUACUGGUAAAAGAUGUCAAGAAAAAAUCGAUUUGUGCAGCAGAAAUCCAUGUAAAAAUGGUGUUUGUGUGGAUAAACUGUUCUACCACGAAUGCGUGUGUCAGCCUGGUUGGACCGGAGAGAAUUGUGAAGUGAAUAUUAACGAUUGCCAAGCUAAUCCUUGCGAGAAUGGUGGUCAUUGUACGGAUUUGGUUGACGAUUAUGUUUGUACAUGUGAAGCAGGAUUUACUGGUAAACGUUGUCAACACACUAUAGACUUUUGCUCAUCAAAACCUUGCCAAAACGGUGCAUCAUGCACCGACCUAGUUGACGGGUUUAGCUGUAAAUGUAGACCAGGCUAUGUGGGUCUUCAAUGCGAAGCUGAAAUAGACGAAUGUCUAAGUGAUCCUUGCAAUCCUGUGGGAACAGAAAAAUGCGUCGAUUUGGACAACAAAUUCUAUUGCAUGUGCAGAGAAGGUUACAGUGGAAAAAUGUGUGAAGAAAAUAUUGACGAUUGCAAUAGUGAUCCUUGCCUCAACGGAGGUUCUUGUAGAGACGAAGUAGGUGGCUACAAGUGUAUUUGUCAACCCGGCUGGACUGGAGCUAAUUGUGAAUCCGAUAUUGGCAACUGCCAAACUACGCCUUGCCAGAACGAUGCCAAAUGUAUCAACUUAUUCCAAGACUACUUCUGUGUUUGUCCAUCCGGUACUGAUGGUAAACAAUGUGAAACCGCUCCAGAAAGAUGCAUUGGUAACCCAUGCAUGCACGGUGGAAAAUGCAAAGACUUUGGUUCAGGUCUCAACUGUUCUUGCAGCGAAGGCUUUACAGGAAUCGGUUGCCAAUACGAGUACGACGCGUGCCAAUCCAACGCCUGUAAAAAUGGAGCUACAUGCAGCAAUGAUAUGUUUGGAUUCAAGUGCGUUUGUCCACCAGGAUUUACCGGAAAGUAUUGUGAAGAAGAUAUGAUUGAUUGUAAAGAGAAUUCGUGUCCACCAAGUGCUACUUGUAUUGAUUUGACUGGAAAGUUCUAUUGUCAGUGUCCAUUCAAUUUGACUGGAGAGGAUUGUAGAAAAACAAUUACUGUGGAUUAUGAUCUGUACUUCAGCGAUGCCAGCCGAAGCUCAGCGUCACAAGUAAUUCCUUUCUAUACUGCCUCACCAUCUAGUCUCACAAUUGCCAUGUGGAUUCAGUUUACCCAGAAAGAUGAAAAUGGCAUUUUCUUUACUUUGUAUAGUGUGAGCUCAAAGCAUGUGCCAACCAACAGAAGACCCAUAAUCCAAGCUCACUCCAAUGGAGUCCAGGUAUCCAUUUUCCCAGAUCUACAAGACGUCUACCUAAGCUACAGAGACUAUACCACUGUAAAUGACGCUCAAUGGCAUCACAUAGCUAUUGUUUGGGAUGGUGAUAACGGCGGAGAAUUGAAAUUGAUUACUGAAGGACUUAUUGCCAGCAAAAUCGAAGGAUAUGGUGGCGGCAGAAAGUUACCUGAAUAUGCUUGGGUGACCCUGGGCCGACCUCAGUCAGGCAAUCCGAAAGCCUAUACAGAAUCUGGAUUCCAAGGACACCUAACCAAAGUGCAAAUAUGGAACAGAGCUCUUGAUGUUACUACUGAAAUUCAAAAACAAGUUAGAGACUGCAGAACAGAACCUGUAUUAUACAGAGGGCUAAUUUUGACAUGGGCUGGUUAUGAAGACACUGUAGGAGGUGUUGAGCGUGUUGUACCGUCCCAUUGCGGCCAAAGAAACUGUCCUCCCGGUUACGUAGGCGCCAAAUGCCAAGAACUAGAAGUUGACAAGAUUCCACCCAAAGUCGAAUAUUGUCCUGGAGAUUUGUGGAUUAUCACCAAAAACGGUUCAGCUCUGGUUGUGUGGGACGAGCCUCACUUUAGCGACAACGUCGGCGUUGUUAGCGUACAAGAAAAGAGUGGACACCGACCUGGCCAAACUUUACUGUGGGGCGUUUAUCAAAUUGCCUAUGUAGCCAGUGAUGAAGCCGGAAAUACUGCCACUUGCACCUUCAAAGUGUCAGUACUAUCCGAAUUUUGUCCAGAACUUCCCGAUCCCAUUGGGGGCUAUCAAACGUGCAAAGACUGGGGCGCCGGAGGCCAAUUUAAAGUUUGCGAAAUUGGAUGUAAUUCGGGCUUGAAAUUCUCCCAAGAUAUUCCUAAAUUCUACACUUGCGGCGCUGAAGGUUUCUGGAGACCGACAGUUGAUUCUAGUUUGCCACUCGUGUAUCCAGCUUGUUCAACAUACAAGGCAGCUCAAAGGGUAUUUAGAAUUAACAUGCUUUUCCCAAGUUCGGUACUUUGUAAUGAAGCCGGACAAGGAGUAUUGAGGCAAAGAGUUCGAAACGCCGUUAAUACACUUAACAGGGACUGGAACUUCUGUUCCUUCUCAGUCGAAGGUACUCGGGAAUGCAAAGACCUCAACAUUGAUGUUAAAUGCGAUCAUAGAUCCAAAAGGCAAACAAGACAAGUUAAUGAUGAUGAAGAUGAAAGUACAUAUGUGAUUGAUGCUAGUGUUCCUGUAGACAAACAAGACAGACAGGGCCGUCAAUCAACCAGCGAUACCUACAACAUCGAAAUCGCUUUCCCAGCAUUGAAUGAUCCAGUGGCACAUUCAAAUACAAACGAAAGAUCAUCAGUCAGGGAUCUUUUGGAAAAACUCAUUCUAGAAGAAGAUCAAUUCGAUGUCAGAGAUAUUUUACCCAACACUGUCCCUGAUCCAUCCUCACUGGAACUUGAAUCUGACUAUGCUUGUCCUGUAGGUCAAGUAGUUGUAGCUCCUGAUUGCGUCCCAUGUGCGAUUGGAACCUAUUACCAAAAAGAUACAAAGACAUGCUCGCCAUGUCCAAAAGGAGCCUAUCAAAGCGAAGCAGGGCAAAGUCAGUGCAUUCAGUGUCCGGUAAUCGCUGGAAGACCCGGAGUUACUGUCGGAUUGGGAGCUAGAAGUGCUGCAGACUGCAAAGAACGUUGUCCAUCCGGUAAAUUCUACGACCACGAUGCCGGUUUAUGUAGAUCAUGCGGUCACGGGUUCUAUCAACCAUUAGAAGGCUCAUUUGGUUGCAAGAUUUGCGGACUUGGAAAGACCACAAGAACUAACGAGGCUGUAUCAAUUAAAGAGUGUCGAGAUGAAUGUGGAAAUGGACAGCAACUUGGACAAGAUGGCCGGUGCGAAUCUUGUCCUAGAGGAACUUAUAGAACCCAAGGUAUUCAAGCUGCUUGUAUCGGAUGUCCACUCGGUAGAACCACACCAAAAUCUGGUGCAAUCACUAUUGAGGAAUGUUCACUUCCAGUGUGUUCUGCAGGUACCUACUUGAACGGUACUUUAAACAGUUGUAUUCCAUGCAAGAGGGGAUUUUAUCAGUCAGAAUCUCAACAGACUACAUGUAUUCCUUGCCCGCCCAAUACUAGUACGAAAACUACGGCAUCUAAAUCCAAAUCUGAGUGUACCAAUCCUUGUGAGAUGAACGGCCAAGAGAUGCACUGUGACAUUAACGCCUACUGUCUCCUCAUACCCGAAACCAGCGACUUUAAAUGCGAAUGUAAACCAGGCUUUAAUGGUACUGGUAAAGAAUGUAUUGACGUAUGCGAUGGUUACUGUGAAAACGAGGGUGCAUGUGUUAAGGAUGUAACUGGUGCGCCAUCAUGCAGAUGUAUCGGAAGCUUCACUGGAAAGCAUUGCAGUGAAAAAUCCGAGUUCGCUUACAUUGCUGGCGGUAUUGCUGCAUCUGUGAUACUUAUUAUUUUUAUUGUUUUGCUUAUAUGGAUGAUUUGUGCAAGAGCAAAUCGUCGUAAAGAACCCAAAAAGCUCCUCAGUCCAGCCACUGACGCCAAUGGUUCUCAAGUGAACUUCUAUUACGGAGCUCCAACUCCCUAUGCAGAAUCAAUAGCUCCAUCUCACCAUUCCACAUACGCGCAUUACUAUGAUGAUGAAGAAGAUGGAUGGGAAAUGCCCAAUUUUUACAAUGAAACUUACAUGAAGGAAGGUUUACAUAAUGGCGUCAACGGUGGAAAAAUGAACAGUUUGGCCAGGAGUAAUGCUAGUCUUUAUGGGACAAAAGAUGAUUUGUAUGAUAGACUGAAGAGGCAUGCAUACCCAGGGAAGAAAGAAAAAAGUGACAGUGAUAGUGAAGCAGGCCAAUGAAUCUAAGCCUAAUUGAUUGAUAAUGCUCAAAAGGAAGCACCAAGAUUUGUAUGUAGAUUUAUUCAGUCGCACUCUUAGUUAAUUAAAUUAACAAGGAAAUUUUUUUAUUAGUUAUUAAAUUAUUUCCUUAUAAAUGUGCAACGACAAAGAAGCUUUACAUUUCGCAAUUAUAGUUUUGAAGGAUGGGCCCAAUAGUGAAAAUAAUUGAAUUUUCAUUAUUGGGCCAGUUUUAGAAUAGGCUGAGGAAAUUUCACAUUUACAUCUGCAAUUUUCUCAAAAUGUAAAGACGUUUCUCAACAACGAUUUUUUUAAUUGAAAUAUUAUAUGUAUUUUAGAUUAACUGUGUAAAAAGUAAUUAGAUUAUACUAAUUUUAAUUAUGUAAUUAAGGAGUUAAUAUUAUUUAUUUUUAUAGAUUUUUGUACCUUUUUUUUACCUUAUCAACAUGCAAUCAAAAUAUAAAAGACUUUUCGCGUUGACAAUAAUUACUUAUUCCAAUUGAUUGUUAUUGAAUUGUAUUUUUAUGUAAUUAUAAAAGUAUAUUGAAUUAAUACAUACAUACAUAAUUCUAUUUAAUUGAAAAAUGCUGAAUGCAAGUUAGUAUGAGUGUUAUUUUUGUGUUAAGGUAUGACUGAUUCAAGAGAUUUAUAAGAAAAUAAAAUAAAAAUAAUAGAACUUUGCGUUUGAUUUGAUAAUAGAAGCCUAGGGUACCUAUGUACCUGAAAUUUGUUGCACUUACCUAACUAUGAUUUGUUUUUUGUUACUACAAUCCAUGGUACCACUGCCUCUGGAGUAGAAACAACUUGGUUUUCAGAACAGAAGGUCCCUCUUCAUUUUGAACACUGUAAUGAGCUGCAAGAGGCAUUUAUGCUGAGUCGACACAAAGCUUCUGAUCUAGCACAGAUGAAAUCACUCUUUAUAUUGAGCUGCAUACUACACCAAGAUCUGAUUGGAUGAGCU